Messenger RNA from Amphimedon queenslandica, 1094 nucleotides. RefSeq names its product kelch-like protein 20. The record is from RefSeq and is a predicted model, not a curated record. The annotation marks the transcript as partial. NCBI's taxonomy places the organism in Eukaryota, Metazoa, Porifera, Demospongiae, Haplosclerida, Niphatidae. The transcript has 4 exons. Gene Ontology annotation, molecular function: protein binding.
AUCGAAGAGAACCGAACUUGAGGAGAGAAAAGGAGAGAAAGAACAUGGACACGAGUUCAUCUCCUACUGCUCCCGCCAUUCUCAUCCCUGCUUCACCUGGAGAGGGUGCAGAAGAAAAGGACAAUGACCCAAGCAUGACUCUUCUAAGCACCAGCCCUACGCCUCAAGGAGAGUUGGCCCUAGCUGGAGAGCUGGGAACGACGGACAAGCUUAUUUUCGAAGCAAAGAAGCAUCCGUCAGACACUCUGAGGUCGAUGCAAGAACUGAGGGACGAGGAGAAGCUUUGCGAUGUCACACUUCUCGUGCAAGGAGUCGAGAUUAAGGCGCACAAGAUAGUUCUAGCUGCCAGCAGUCAUUAUUUCAGGUCAAUGUUUGCUGGCGACAUGAUCGAGAGUCGUAGCUCAAGCGUAGAACUAAAAGACGUCGAACCCGACGCCAUAUCGCUCCUAGUUGAGUACUCUUACACCUCACAGCUUGAAAUAACCUCCAACAACGUCCAGUCAGUAAUGGCCGCUGCAUCUAUCUUUGACUUUCCUUUCGUCCUCGAGGCGACGGCGAAAUUCCUUGCAACCCACCUCCAUCCUUCAAACUGUCUUGGCAUGAGAGCGUUUGGCCGUACGUACGGGAGCGAAGCUCUUGUUAAUGCUGCCUCGCGUCACUUUAGAAAUCAUUUCACUGACGCUAUCAAGAGCGAGGAAUUUCUCCAACUUCCCCCGGAGGUUUUUUCCGAGUUAUUGGACAGCGACGAGGUGAAUGUGAGGACGGAGGAGGACAUAUUCAGGUCACUGGAACUAUGGUUGAACUACGAGCCUGAGUCACGUAAAGACAGCUUACCCAAAUUACUCAACCACAUCCGUCUUCCUUUGCUACCUCUAAAUUUCCUCAAAUAUCGAGUCGAGUCGAAUCCUUACAUCAAGAGGAGUCUUGAUUGUCGGGAUCUCAUCGAUGAAGCGAAAAACUACCACCUCUUUCCCGAUGACUAUUCGCAAAUCAAAGGAACCCAAUUUCACCCACGGAAGUCGACAGUCGGAGUUCUCUUUGCUAUUGGUGGGCGUGGUGCUGUAGGGGAGCCUUUCUGUAGCGUGGAGUGUUAU